AUGUGGAACAAAACUUGGACCUUCCCAGAUGAUAAUCCUUUGAAAAUUGUCACAUUCCAAGCAAAAGCUCAAAAUGAUAUUCACAUUAGUUUGGCAACUUCUCCACUCGUUACUAGUCCAAUGUAUGAGAUUGUGAUUGGUGGUUGGGGAAAUGGUCAAAGUGUUAUUAGAAGAGAAGCUCAGGGAGGAGCUUGGGCAAGUAUUGGACAUCAUCCCUGUAAUCCUGAUCAAUUUUUGGAUUAUUGGGUCUGUCUCAACUCUGAUUCUGGAUGCAUUUCUUGUGGAGCUGGUAAAACAGUUGGAGAACAACAAUUUAUGAUUUUAUCAGAUAGUAAUGUCUUGAAUGUCAAGUGUGUUGGAUUUACCACUUGGGAUAAGCCUAUUGAAUACAGAAAUGUGAAAACUAACUCAAUUACACCAUCAAGUUAUGAAUUUUACCUGCAAUUUGGAAGUCUAUUAUGGCUACCAAUGGUAGUCAAUUCUGAUGUCUUGGUUUUCAACGUGAAACAGGGACGACACAAUCUCACAAUUCAAUUCUCAUCAUUGUACAGUACCACUGAGAUUUCAUUUCCUACAAAAUCAAAACAGAAGAAAGGAAAUUGGAUCAGAUAUUAUCUUGUCUGUAGUGGAAAUAGAGUUGCGAGUUAUGUUGGAGAAGAUGAUGAUAAAUCAAUUCCAAAACUUUAUGAAACUAAACAAAUUCCAAACAAUUGUUCUCAAUUUGGGUUCAAUUGUGAUGUGGUCAAUUUUAAUAGAAUAUCAUUGGAAGAUUUCGGAAAACAACUCAAUAAAAAUACGAGUGGAAAGUGGGGUUAUAAUCUGCACCAGAAGAAAACUUCCUAUGAGUUGAGCAAGGAAGUGGCCAUUCAAUUGUUGAAGGAAGAACAACGUCUUCGGAGAUUGUCCUCUACUCAACAGUCAUACACGGAAGCUGAUACGAAUUUUAGAAUGCUCGAGAAUAUUACCUAUGAUUUGCAAGAGAAGGCUUUGCAGAAUGUAUUGGGCAUUGAUCAUUCGGAUCCAAUGUGGCAUGAAGCAUUGAUUGCCUUUAGAAAUUUGAGAGCAAUUUAUCAAAAUGAUCCUGAUGUGAAUCAAUUAACAGAUUAUUUCAAGUAUGACAUGUCUAGAGAUUUCUUUGUUCAAAAGGUUAAUUUGGAAACUAUCAAGAUUGUAGACUUGCUUGGUUAUUAUGAUUUUGAGAAGGAGAUUAAUAAUUUUGAUCAAAUGCCUAGCUCUGAAGAAUUAGUUGCAAAUAAUACGAAAACAUUGGCUCAAUUUUUAACAGAAAGAAAUACCAAUAACUUACCAGUUGCAAUUAUUGGAAGCUCAUACUCCUGA
Molecule: messenger RNA, 1338 nt
Organism: Naegleria gruberi
Lineage: Eukaryota; Heterolobosea; Eutetramitea; Acrasida; Naegleriidae
Exons: 2
Coding region: 1-1338 (445 amino acids)
Source: RefSeq, a predicted model, not a curated record